AUCUCAGUCUGCUCCUGGUGAAGUUAGAGGGAAGUUGACUGGCAAUAUUACCAAAGGAGAUCAACACGUCAUCCAGCUUUGAGAACUUAUCAUGAUCCUGAAGAUGCUCCCAUUACUCCCGGUGUGGCUCGCCCUCCAUGUCGGCGUGACAUUGGGAGCAGCACACCCCAGAGCCUUGGAACACUCGGGCCCGGCACCGCAACACCUGUCGCCGUUUCAACUGAGUGGCGACCUCUCGGAUCGGCGAGGUCACGGGCGGCCUGUUAACAUUGACCUCUCCGUGUGGAGGAAAGGUCAGACGGAGCUGCAGUGGUACGGCGAGAUCACGGUCGGCACUCCGCCCCAGAAGUUCAAACUCAUCUUCGACACGGCCGCAUCGCUGAUGCUGAUCGCCCACAAAAACUGCACCACCUGCGGCGACCAUCCUCUCUACGACCCGGACCGGUCCAGCACCUUCUCGCCGCUACCCGGAUACAGAGGCGAGGUCACCUUUGGCAGCCCGGGCGGCGGCACCAUCUCGAGCCCGGAGGUGCAAGGGGCCAACUGCACCGUGGUCACCGACACGGUCCGCAUGGCCGGCCGGGGCGCGCCCAGCGAGUUCAUGAUGUGCGACAACUACUCGUCCGGGCUGCGCGACCAGCCGCCCGACGGCAUCUUCGGCCUGAGCUCGACCCCGUACGCCCUUCCCGGCCCGGAGUUCAGCUUCUCCUUCGUCCCGGACCGCCGCCGCGCCGGGGUGCUCACGCUGGGCGGCGUCGACCGGUCGCAGUACGUGCCCGGCACGCUGAGAAAGAUCCCGCUCAACUGGCCCCUGUCCGCGUCGCGGUGGCGGUGGGUGGUGGAUGUGCGCGGGGCCCGGGUGGUGGUGGCGGUCGGCGGCGGCGGCGGCGGCGGCGGCGGAUCCGCGCCGCUCGGCAACUCGACCGAUGCCGUGGCGCUGGUGGACACGGGCGGGGCGACCAUCGUGACGCCGGACCGGGAGACGACGCGGGAGCUGUACGGGCGCAUGUCGGGCGAGAUCCGGCCGCUCGACGACCGCGGCGCCUGGGGCGCCCCCUGCGCGGUGCUGGACCGCGCCGCGCGCGACGUCGUCUUCCGCGUGGGCAGCGCCGACCGGCACGUCGACGCCGCCGUCCGCAGGGAGUUCGUCAACGUCGGCGAGUUCCCCGGCCGCCCGGGCAUCUGCCAGGGCGUCUUCACCGACCCGGAGCGUGUCGCCCGCGAGCCCAUCCGCGGCCGUCCCGCCUGGAUCUUCGGCACCCCCUGGCUCCGGUCCUACUAUACCGUCUGGAACGGCGCCGAUCGCACCCUGGGCUUCGCCACCCCGUCACACAGAAACCGGGACUAAGAUCUGUGGAUGGCAGCGCGAUAGAUUGGCGAUGCCAGCUCAGCUUGCGCCUCGUUGUUUAUAUGCUUUGUUUUCUCUCUCUCUCUCUCUCCCUCCUCUUUUUCACGUUUUUUUUUUUUCAUCAUUCCUUCCUUCGCACAUUUUUUGUCGCGUGGUUCUCUCAGGCAAUUAGUUCGCUCUGUGCCUACCUUUGAUUGUUUGAAGGGGCUAAGGCCUGCUGAUAUUUAAUAGGCACGCGGGGCCAAGGAUUGGUCGCCUGCCCUUUCGGUGUGGCCCUCUUUUGACUCCCACGUGGGCGCUGUCCACUCCGCCUUGAUCAAGCUGCGUGACAAGUGACGGCAGCUGAUCGCAACAACUCAAGCUCAUGGGAAAACGCCUCUUAAAUAUCAUGCCCCUCGGCGGCAUGGUCAGACGCAAUUACUCUCUGAGGAGGGGGUUGUAAUUGGGACUCAGCGGCUCAAAACCCAGUUCGACAAGAAGCUGCGAUGAAUGACACACUCUCAGGUGCAAGUUUUAAAUCCAAGUAUAAUAGGGGUGGACUGCAUCCGAGAAAGAGAAAAUAGAGAAUGCAACGUUUAAACCUCU
Molecule: messenger RNA, 1933 nt
Organism: Thermothelomyces thermophilus ATCC 42464
Lineage: Eukaryota; Fungi; Ascomycota; Sordariomycetes; Sordariales; Chaetomiaceae
Exons: 3
Coding region: 92-1348 (418 amino acids)
Biological process (GO): proteolysis
Cellular component (GO): fungal-type vacuole
Molecular function (GO): aspartic-type endopeptidase activity
Source: RefSeq, a predicted model, not a curated record